Messenger RNA from Xyrauchen texanus (razorback sucker), 3766 nucleotides. RefSeq names its product cationic amino acid transporter 2-like. The transcript has 12 exons. Gene Ontology annotation, cellular component: plasma membrane. NCBI's taxonomy places the organism in Eukaryota, Metazoa, Chordata, Actinopteri, Cypriniformes, Catostomidae. Gene Ontology annotation, molecular function: amino acid transmembrane transporter activity. Bases 228 to 2147 code for a protein of 639 amino acids. Gene Ontology annotation, biological process: transmembrane transport; amino acid transport. The record is from RefSeq and is a predicted model, not a curated record.
UUGAGCUAGAGGGAAGGGGCAAACUUGAGACUUGGGAAGGACUGACUUGUACUAAGAGAUCUGUGAGCUUUUUAAAGAAACCAGGAGAUCCCUGUGAGGUGUGUGUGUUGGGGGCGUGUAUGUGUUAGUGGGAAAGCUGUAAGAACUUUGUUAAAGGCAUUACUUUCCCAAAAGUGACUCAUCCACAGCUGCCAGUGUCUCAGCAGGUGUUUUUAUUCACAGGAGGAAUGCUGAAACAUUGCCUCACGUUUGGCCGUUCCCUUUUGAGGAGGAAAAAUGUGGACUGUCUUGAAGAGUCCAAGCUGUGCCGUUGCCUCUCCACUGUUGAUCUCAUUGCCCUCGGGGUGGGAAGUACACUUGGGGCCGGUGUCUAUGUGCUCGCUGGGGAGGUUGCUAAGGGCAAUUCUGGCCCCAGCAUUGUGGUGUCCUUCCUUAUAGCUGCAUUAGCAUCUGUCAUGGCCGGUCUUUGCUAUGCCGAGUUUGGUGCGCGAGUACCAAAGACAGGCUCGGCCUAUCUGUACAGUUAUGUGACAGUGGGGGAGCUCUGGGCAUUCAUUACUGGAUGGAACCUCAUUCUGUCAUAUGUAAUAGGGACAUCUAGUGUGGCACGGGCCUGGAGUGGGACUUUUGAUGAGCUCAUAGGGGGUCACAUUGAGAUGUUCUGCAAAAUGUACUUCAAAAUGAGCUUGCCUGGCCUAGCAGAGUACCCUGAUUUCUUUGCAGUUUGCCUCAUCUUACUUUUGUCAGGUCUUCUGUCCUUCGGGGUGAAAGAGUCAGCUUGGGUCAACAAAAUCUUCACAGCUGUAAACGUGCUUGUGCUUAUGUUUGUUAUUAUAUCUGGUUUCGUAAAAGGAGACUCACUCAAUUGGAAUCUGUCAGAAGAAUCUCUAAUAAAUGCCACAAUUGUCACAAGGAACCUCUCACACACGGCUAAUGUUACCAGUGAUUAUGGUGCUGGAGGCUUUUUGCCUUAUGGCUUUAGCGGGACACUGGCUGGGGCAGCCACAUGCUUUUAUGCCUUUGUGGGAUUUGACUGCAUUGCAACCACAGGUGAGGAGGUGAAGAACCCUCAGAGGGCCAUUCCCAUUGGUAUAGUCGUCUCCCUGCUGGUCUGCUUCCUUGCCUACUUUGGAGUGUCUGCGGCCCUCACACUUAUGAUGCCUUAUUACCUGUUGGAUGAGAAGAGUCCCCUGCCUAUGGCUUUUGAAUAUGUGGGCUGGGGACCGGCGAAAUAUGUAGUGGCUGCAGGAUCGCUUUGUGCUCUAUCAACCAGUCUGCUGGGCUCCAUUUUCCCAAUGCCACGUGUAAUCUAUGCUAUGGCACAGGAUGGGGUGCUUUUCAAAGUGUUAGCCCAAAUCAAUCCUAAGACGAAGACCCCACUUAUUGCCACAAUGUCUUCCGGUGUAGUUGCAGCUAUCAUGGCUUUCCUGUUUGACUUGAAAGCGUUGGUGGACAUGAUGUCUAUUGGAACCUUGCUGGCAUACUCCUUAGUAGCUGCAUGUGUACUUAUCCUCAGAUACCAGCCGGAUGCUGCAUUUGAGAGGUGUAGGAUCAGUGAAGGGAAGGAAGAGGCAGGUGAAUCUGAACUGACGGAGUCUGAGUCUCACCUCAACAUGCUAAAGGAUAGAGGUGUAACCCUACGCUCUCUCCUCAACCCUCCUUUGCUGCCCACUGAACAGACAUCAGGGGCUGUCAAUGUGUCUGUUAUUAUCAUAGUUCUUGUUGUGUGUGUUGUAAGCACGCUCAACACAUACUAUGGACAAGCUAUUGUUGCCAUGGAGCCAUGGGCCCUGGGGGUUUUAGCAUCAUCCUUGUUCAUCUUUAUUACGUGCAUAUUUUUGGUGUGCAGACAACCUCAGACGAGGAAGAAAGUUUCAUUUAUGGUUCCUCUGUUGCCUUAUCUACCCAUUUUGAGUAUAUUUGCCAAUGUGUAUCUCAUGGUUCAGCUUAGCGGAGACACAUGGAUCCGUUUCUCCAUCUGGAUGGCAAUAGGUUUCCUCAUCUAUUUUGGAUAUGGGAUCUGGCAUAGUGCUGAACGCAAGAGGCAUCUACAGAACUGUGUUGGUGUGAUGGAGAAAAAGAAGCUGACUGUAAAUGAAGGCACUGUGGAGUAUUUGAUUAACACGGAGAAGACUAGCCCAUGUUAAAAUAUGGCAGACAUGGUCUCACAGUAACUGGCUGUUCUCCACAGCAUUCACCAACUGGCUUAAAGAUCGAGCUCUGUGUAUUCUGCCUUACAGUCACUGCCAUCAUGAACAAUGUUUUAUCACUGUAUCGCUCUCACAUGUGCUGUGAUCAGAUCAUGUAAUAUGACAUCAGGGGUGUAAAUGAAUUGAUGCGCACUGAUCUGAAAAUGAUCAUCGAUCUGACAAUGAAAAUAUAACGCAUUAUAGAUUUAGUUAAUUAAUUUGCUAAUUGCUAAUAAUGACAUCACAUUACAAUUUAAUAUGCAUUAAUUUCUUAUCAAAAUAAAUGUUUUGACCACUACAGGGUGAACUGUCCCAUAAUUUAGCAUAUACUUGAAAAUAAUUACAAAAUGUAUCAAAACAAUAACAUUGAACCAAUCCAAACUGUGACCAAAUUUCAGAUUCUUCUUCUUAGAAAUUUAGCAGUACAUUGCAUUAUUUAAUAAACAAUCAGUAUUACAUUUAAUUCAAUGGGCAAUUUGCAUUGAAAUGUGUUUGGAGGAGAAAGGGAAAACAUAUUCACAAAACAUACUUGAUUGUCUAAUGAGUAAAAGUAUUAAGACUUCCACAGAAAGGUUUACGUCUACUGUUAGUUAGUUAAAUAAUAAUACUAAUAAUAAAGACAAAAAAAAAAAAGAAAAGUCAAUUAACCAAAUAACUGUGAAACAUUGAUUCGAUUUUUGGGAAAAGCUAUGCAGUGCAGAUAUUGGUGAAUGCCCAUCAUCACAGAAUAGCUAAGUCCUUUAUUGUUUUUUUUAAAUCACCUCAAGUGUUUACUUCUCAGUUAUAUAAUUAAUUCAAUUGACUAGAUCUUAUUUUAAGUGCCAGAGAUAUUAAGUUGCUCAUGUAAGGCUACUUGUAACUUGUAUUCUGAUUAUACUGCAUUUGUCUUCACUCUAUAACUCUACAUAUUACAUGUGUUUCUGAAUUUCUGACAGGCAUAUACUGUAAUGUUCAGAGUUCAUAGGUCAACCUGUUUUACUCAACCGAAAGGUCUGAUUAUCUUGAUGAGGAAGAAGAUAUGUAAUGAAUGUUUUAAAAAGUCAUGUUGUAAAAUUAUCCAUUGCUCACUUUGUUUUCUUUUAAGAAUCUUUUUUUUUUUUUACUCUUCAAUUAGCUACUUUUUUAGGAACUUAUUUGAUAAACAAUUUGAACCAUCAACAAGUUUGUGCACAUGGUUUUACAUCUUCAAAAGUUUGAAAAUGUUGGCUUGCACUCCGGUAUUCUGUUAUCAUCUCAGUCUAUACACUACAUGGUUCAAUGUUGUCAACAGCAAUUUUUUUGAUGCACUAGUGAUGCUAGAAGACAGAGGUGGUCUAACUUGAACCUGGUCAUUUGAAAAAGUUUCUUCAGUCUACAAGUUCUGAAGUGUUUACUUGCUCAAAACGCUCAGAGUCGUAAAUUGCAGUGCAAUUGAAUAAUGGAAUGCAGGAUCUUUGGAUUUGUGCACAUUUUCAAAGUUUGUUUUGUGUCAUUAAGAAAAUGUACAUCAAUUAUUAUAUUACAGGGGUCUGGUGCAUUUCAAGGAUUAUGCCAUUUUUAUAAAUUGGUUGCAUACAAACCAAUAAAAGUUUUCUCAC